GAGGCUUUCUUUACGACCAUGUUUGUUUUCCUUUGAGGCUAUUAAAAACAGCUGAAAAAUAAACGAUCGGAUCAGCCAAAUCAACAAGACCGGUCUAUCAUCGAUCACAUUUCAGGAAAAAAUGCCAUUAGUAGAGCAGUCGGAGUCGGGCGAUCGCUGCUCUUUUCGCCUUCGGCGCGUAGGAACGUCGGCGACCUACCCGGGCAUUUCAGACACGUUCAAGUAAGUAUGCUGUUGUCACUGUUGUGUGCGCUUCUCUCUGUUUUGUUUUUUUUUUACUCUUCUUUUUCACCAUCUAAGAAAAACUUGACUAGGUUUUAUCGUUUAAGGAAGAAGCCUUUGCUGUUAUGUUUUAGUCUGCUUUUAUGAAAUAACUAGCUGUUAUUCUUGGUUUGCAACCACGUGACAAGUCAGCCAUGUUGCGUGUCAAUACAAUAGGGUACUAAAGUGUGACGUCAUAAAAAUGAAAUUUCUGAAAUUAUGGGAUUUGUUAGGAUAUUCUGAAAGAACAAUGUCCAAGAGGCCUACUUGCCAAAAAUGAGCAUUUCGGGGCAAAUUGUCUCUGAGAUCGUAGCUCAGUUAUACUCAGAAACUCCGUACAAACCUUUCUAAGUUUUUUUUGGGUCGACCCAAAAAAAAUUUGGAAGGGUUUGUAUGGAGUUUUGUAAGCAAAACUGGGCUACGAUCUCAGAGACAAUUUGCCCUGAAAUGCUCAUUUUUGGCAAGUAGGCCUCUUGGACAUUGUUCUUUCAGAAUAUCCUGACAAAUCCCAUAAUUUCAGAAAUUUCAUUUUUAUGACGUCAUCACUUAAGUACUCUAUAGUACAUGAAAAAAGAGUUAAGUUCCCACCAACAUGGCCAUCAUGACGCCGAUUGAGUGUGUGCGCAGCUUGAUGCACCGAAAUGGCCUCGCGUGUUUUCAAUUGCCUCACGUGUUAAUCUCAGAUGACUCGCAUGUCUACCUCUGCAGAUCUCUUCUGCCCACGUACAACUGUACUGGCGAAGUUGAACUGAAGUUACAUACAGCUGUAAUUUAACUUGAAUUCACAGGCAUGGCAGCAGUAAAGACUGGGCCAGCUCAUGUUGCCAGUGCACAGAAAUCACUGCAAAGAACAACCCUAUGCAAUUAGUGCCUUGUGUGUUUUCAGAUGCCUUGCACCUCUGCCUUGCAUCAAGGUCUGGAAGAGUAUUUUUGGUAUCCGUGAUUUGGCCAAAAUAUGGGGAGGAAUGUGGGAAAACGCAAAAAUUUUAACAGGAAACGGGAUUUGACUGCAGGAAGGGGGAUUAACCAAAAUUUGGUCACAUGAUGUGGGAUAUUUUGUCUGUCUGUUGGGAAUACUGAUAGACAUGUUCUCUCUCUUCCUCUCCUCCUCGUUUUCCCCUCCAUCUUGUCCAACUGAGGGAUGAAAAGCUAUUUCUUUUUACAAUGGCCAUAAAACACACAGAAAUUCAAAAUAUCAAUCGAAAGAGCCAAUCUAUGUCUUACAUUUAUUUAGCUUUUAUGUCAAUUACUCUUUGUUAACACAUGUAUUUUGGGUGAGGCAAAGAACUGUAUUCGGGAAAAUGAUGAAAAAAGUGCCAGAUGCGGGAUUGUCGUGAAAAAGGAGCUGGAAUGUGGGAUCUAGAUUGUUCACAGUCCCCUAUUUUUUCGUGAGAUCUUUUAGACAUACCACGUCUUACCGUCACGACUAUCUUGAUUUUUAAAUGUACCGAGGGGGCGGGCGUCAGGGAUUAUUAUAGCUCGGGGGUGGAGAGGGGGGGGAGAAAAAUAGAGGGACUGUAAUAACAUCACUGCAGCUCGAGUUCAUGAAGCGCGUUGUACCAGCAACGCAGGCGUUUGAUUGGUCAAUAGACAAUAGAUUUUAAUUUGCAUUGACAACAGGUUAAGUUUAAGUUGCCUACAUUGACAAGUCGUUGACAAGUCGACAUUUCCAUAAAACCUACGCUUUCAUACCAUAAGGCACAUCUUGUGCAAACAUACGAAGGAUUUUUAAAAUUUUGAUGGGGAAAAUGCUUUCUUGUGCAUGUUUGCUGAUUUUAUUUCGAGGAAUGGCCCAGAAACAUGAUAAAAUCACUGUUUCGAAAGGAGAUAUUUGUAAACGCGUAAUCGAUGCUAAAUGUGUCUGGCAUGUUUUUCAUCACCAGCCGAGUUUCUUAAUUAAUGAAUGGCAAAAGGCAUGAAAUUCCUGUCACACCUCCGGAACGCGAGUUGCAGUGAUAUUAUUACAGUCCCUCUAUUUUUCUCACAUCCUUCCAAACCGCCCCCACCCCCUAAGUAGUUUUGACACUCAUGCAAGGUGCAUAGCCCAUAACGCAAAGCUCUUGAUCUCGAUGAUUUUACUGAAAAAUAGACGGACUGUGAACAGUCUAUGUGGGAUACCCCCUUUUCUAAUUUUGUAUUUUAUUUUUUAUAGAAUCAACAAGGAAAUAACUGUGGUUGGACGAAAUCCUUCUUCCUCUGAUAUAUUUCUGGAUUCUAACAAGAACAAAGUUAUGAUAUCGAGACUCCAUGCAAGAAUCAUCAGUGAGAAAGAUGCUACAGGGAAACAUACAUUUAAAAUCUCAGAUACAAGCCUAAAUGGUACUUAUAUUAAUGACAUCAAGAUUUCUGAUUCAUGUGAUCUUAACCCUGGUGAUACUGUGACAUUUGGACAUUUAAAAGGAGCAGUUUUGCCUCCUGGGGUCGUUGCUCAGCAGCCAGAUUCUGAGUUUCGGUUUAAGGUAAGUAGCCUAUUUGAGUACAUUCAUUUUAAGCUAUGUGUACAUUCACAUGGCAUCAGGUGAAUUUUUGACCUGCUGAAAUGACCAGACACUUUGUUCACACGGGAAAAUUCAAUAUUUUUUGCUCUGUUCACACGGAACUUGGAAAACGAGAGUAUUUACAAUUCACUGCUUUUGGAUAUACAGUAGAAACAAGUGGGAACAGGAUAGAAAACAGUUACUAUUUCAAUUCCUGUUUGAUUGUGUGGAGUUUGGGACACUUAUAUGUAAAAUAGUUAAUUGAACUAACUGAGAAGCUGUCUCAAAACAAAAGUACAGUGUAUAUGUGUGAGCAAAAGGAAUAAAUUAUACAUGUACCUGUACUGACAAAAUAGUUCUCAUCUUGUUGCUGACCUGUCUGCAACAUGGCGGCUUGUUCUACCUGAGAUCGAUACUGCUGCAAUAUUAGAACAGGACUUGUCACCAACAGAGGCUAUCUCAGCCUUGACAACCGGCAGGUUUGUGAAGUUUUCUUCAUUUGAACUUUGCUGAUAUGCUGGUGGUAAGAGACCUGUGAUGGCUCUUAUUGCUAGUGGCAGAUGUUGCCAUAUUUUGAAACAGUAUAUAAUUUUCACGCAACUGACUAGCAGUUAUAUUGCAUGAGGGUCAGCAUAAGAAGAAAAUAUUGAUGCACUUCAUUUGAGUGUCAAUGUAUUUCGCACUAAAGUGCUAAUUGAGGACACCAUUUCUACAAUGUACUGUACUUCCCCUCCCAUCCGCCAUUUUACAUGGACAACAUCCAAGCAACUGAAAGGCCUACCUGUAGCUGUUUGCAGGGCAAAGGCAUUAACUUUUACUGUAUUUGUCAGUUAUUUUAAGACCCCAAGUAUUGCCAGUCCCGGAAAUUGAACCUGCAAUAUCAGGCUCUGUAGUUAUGUGCUCUACAUGUACAUGUACAACUAUAUAGCCUGUACCGCAGACAAAACUGAACUCUUGUUAAGUCUGUCUGCAAAACGGUUCCAAAAUCCUCGUCCUGGGCCCCCAGCUGUGUACCGGGAUUCGAGUAUGCACCAUGAUUGGCCUGUUAAAAAAAACCAUUGUUGAUUUGCCAAUCAGUAUGAAAGAAAAUUCGAAAUGCAUUUCUAGUACUUCAUUGAGUCUGUUGGGGGCACAAAACAAGGAUGUUGGCACUGCUUGUAGCUCUAGGUUACUAAUCAAGGUUAAAUUAUGUCUGCAAUGCAGGCUAAGUGCUUUAACAACUGAGCUACAGUAGUUGACUUGCAACUGUCUGAAAAAGAAAAUGAUUAUUAUUUCUAAUCAUGUAUUCAUACAGUUUGAGAAGUACCCAUCAACUCCACCAAACAAGAAUAAACAGAAAAGUCCUGGAAGCCAAGUGUGUUCUUCUCCAGAGUUUCAAAGAAAGGUGAAUGACAGUUUAGUAAUAAUUUAAGUUGCAAUAACCCAAAACUACGUGCCCAAGGUCCUGUCCCCAGCUUUUUCACAAUACGAAUGUUAUUUUUUUGCGAGAGUCAUGUUUAAACUAGUGGACACAGUUAAUGUUAAAGGAGAUCUUGGCGGAUCAACAAAACAGCAGCAGCUGGAUUAUGAAACUUGCUACCAAACAAAUAGAACAGUUAUAUGAUCUGAAAACUUGAUCUCUCUAGCUUGAAACUUCACCAAUCUUAGAUACAUGUACAAUAAUUAUUAUCAAGACCUUUUAUUACUGGUAAUAAUGGAAGGUUAUUUGGAGUGUGGGCAACAACAAUAAAAAGUCGAAACACUUUUGCGCAAAUGCUACACUUUGUGUAAGUUUCAUUUGGUACAUGUGGAUGGUCAAAACAUGCAUGAUUAAAUUACAAGUGAUAGAAGGUCCAAAUGCCUGUGAUCAGAUUCUUUAUAAGUGAAACUCCAAAUAAAGUUUGUCAGUACAUACAUGCAGUGCAUGCAUAAUAGAAACCAGUUGUUCAAAAGGUGGAUAACUCUAUCCACUGGAUAAACCACUAUCCAGUACAUAUAGCACAAUUGGUUUCCCCAAUACUGAUCCGUUGGAUAGUGAUUUAUGGGGUGGAUAGCGCUAUCCAACUUCUGAACAAGUGGGGGCUGGAGAUUAGGAUUAUGGGCUCCUCUUGUUGUCCGCAGUCAAGUAUCAUUUUUAAGAUCAUCAAGUACAUGUAAUAUCCCUUCAGUCCUUUUCUGCCCAUUACAGUUACUGAAAGGGAAAAUGAUCCUCAUUUGAACAAGCCAAAAUUUUAAAACAAUGUGAGCAUCUAUUAAGGGAAUGCAGUAACUAUAAAAAUGUUAUAAUUAUGAAAGGUAUAGCAAAGAGAAAAAUUCGAAAAUGUAAUACAUUUUUCCCCAUCCAUUUUGUAUUUUUACAGACACCAAGUCCAAAUUUGAAUCCAUGGUCACAAAACCUUGGUGCUAAGACUCCUUUGCUGCCAGUAGCUAAUGCCCCAAAUCUGUCGGCCUUCCUAACCCCAGAAACACCUGGGCAGCUACCUGAAUCAUCAGCAAAAGACUUUUGUAGGUAUGUAUUUCUACAUGCACAAGUAUGAGAUGAUGUCCUACAGAAUGAGUCUGUGCUACGCACUUGUGCCGGGUUUACAUACAGACUGACUAGCAUAAGUGUGAGUGAAAAAAAAUAUUCAAUUGUUGAUCGAAAAAUGGGCUCCCUUAAAGAGAAAGAUACUAAAUGUUGUGUAAUACUGUACAUGCGCAUGAGUAUAUCAUGCUGAAAUAAAAACUGACUUCUGAAAGAAAGCAAACACAAGAUCCCAAUUCGAAAUGGAAAAUUACUAUAAAAUGUUACAGCUUUUUUUUGUCAUUGAGUGGGUACCAUUAUAGAAGCAAAAUUAAUGUUAGUGUGCCUUCUACACUGUAUGCCUAGACUAAUACCAAAUGGAUUAAUAUUGUUAAAAUCAGUUCUUACUUGACAAAAAGGUAUAAUAAAAAGAAGCCCCAAGUGACUUCUGAUAAACUGCUUUAUUAUCUCUCUGUAUGUAUUUGGUUUGUUGUGACUGAAAAGCCUAGGUUGGGAGUUACAAUAGACAUGUGUAUGUAUGUUAUAAAACAUAAGCCAUAGUGGGAUUUGAAUUACAUCUAUAGUCACUAUAUGGGGCCUUGUUUCAUACACCUUUUCAGACAAGUACAUUUUAAAAUAAAGUUUGAAAUCAUGUUGUGACCACUUGGUAGUUAUUCUUUCUCAGACUACCUGGUUCAGUAUAUGGUAGACAAAGUUGGAGGCAGCAUUUUGUGAGUGACUCAGAACACAGUGACGAUGAUGACCUCAUGGCAUAUGCAGCAACAGCAGGUAAAGCUAUGGAGGAUAGUGAUGAAGACAUAUUUUCUCUUCAACUUCCUGAAUCCCCUGCAUUAUCUGAUGAUGCAGCUACAACCUCAAACACCCUAGAUCAUCAAACACCUGUUAACAUCACUACUGUUUCAUCAAAUAAGACCUCGACACAUGUUAGUAAAGAAUGCAGUUCCAAGAGACCCAAGACCAAAGAGGAACAAAACAGUCUGGUUAAAAAAGGUAAGAGAAAAGUCAUCAUUUUGUAGGAUUAUUAUGUGGUAGUGUAUUUUCCCAUUUUUUUUUCUGUUUUUGUUUUUUUUUUUUGCAUUUAUUUGUGUUUUCCAUAGAGAACUUCAAGUCUUAUUUCAAAUCUUGGACAUUAGAAAGAAUGCCAUGCAUGGCAAAACACAUCUGCUCAAUAGAGCUAGUAAAUAGUUGACCUGGGUGAUAGGGUAAUGGCCCUACCCAUGAGAUUGCUUUUAAACCAGAGCUUAAACCCAGCACUAGGGUAACCCUCUCUCCUUGUAAACAGGCCUUAAGUCUGUGGACAAAAUCCUGUGAACCAUUCAAACAAAACCUCUUUGGCAGAACUUUCACAUGCUACCUCCUCCAGCAUUUUACUAAUGCAAUUAAAAUUUAGAAAUUUUGUUGAAGUUUGACUCUGGUCACCUUAGGCACCCUUCACCAAACUUUUCAUUAUGGUUUUUUAACAGCUAACAAAAGACCAAGAAAGUCCAUCCUGACACACAGAAAAUCUAAAAAGACGUCAAAGACUAGUGAUUCUGGUGACGAUCAGGACGAGGACGGUUUUAUGUACAAUACAUGUGCCUCUGUGGACUGCAUUCAUCCCCAUAACAAACACAAGCUGGUGGACUGGGUGCAGUGUGAUGACUGUGAUGAUUGGUAUCACGUCAUGUGUACAGGACUCACUCUAAAGUCUGUGCAGAGAAAAUCAGCUAAAUUCCAUUGUGGAUGUGUAUAAAUUCAAAGAUCUCCAUUACAUCAAAUGUUACUUUUGUUGAAUGACAUGAACAUGUUUUAUACAAUAUGUAAUAGCCCACGUCCAAUAUAUUGAUAUUGAUUUCUGACAUGACUCCAAGGCUUUCU
Molecule: messenger RNA, 7098 nt
Organism: Porites lobata
Lineage: Eukaryota; Metazoa; Cnidaria; Anthozoa; Scleractinia; Poritidae
Source: the annotation of a GenBank genome assembly